ACUUCCUCAAGGCAUUCCGUGAAGAAACCACACCAAAGAAAGCCGCGAUGGCGCAGAUGAUCGUGAUCAAGGUGGAGAUGACGUCCGACAAGUGCCGGUCCAAGGCCAUGGCGCUGGUGGCGGCCACGGUGGGGGUGGACUCGGUGGCACUGGCCGGGGACGGCAAGGACAUGGUGGUGGUAGUCGACGACGUCAUCGACUCCGUCAAGCUCACCACUGCGCCGCGCAAGAAGGUUGGCCACGCGCAGCUCGUGCAGGUCGGCGAUGCCAAGAAGUGGAAGACACACGCCGCCGCCACCGCUGUUGUCGAGUACCCGUGGAACUACUACCAGUACCCUCCGCACACCGUGCCGGUUUACGAACACCACGCCGGCGCCUAUGGUUACCACUACCCGUCCAACACCUGCUCCAUAAUGUAGGUUUUCUUUUUGUGUAGAAGUCAGGGAGCUAUAUCACUAGUGCUUCAUUUUCAUAAAAAGUGUCUUAACUUUGUCAAAAAUUAGAUGUAUGUAGACACGAUCUAGUAGGUAGAUACAUCUAAAUUUUGAUAAAAUUGAGAUAUUUUUGGUAGGAUGGAGGGAGUACUUCAUAUAAUAGUCAUCUUAUAAAAUAGCUUAUGCGAAAAGCAAGGCUCUAAACUAGCCAACUACUUGUUACCUAUAUUACCAUGGUGGUCCUCGCAAAUGUGAGUGCAUGCUCUAAAAUGGUAUUGAGAAAUAAAUUAGUAGUCCAUUAUAUGUCUUAAAGUACUUCUUAUGGUU
This is a messenger RNA of Lolium rigidum, 761 nucleotides long. RefSeq names its product disease resistance protein Pik-1-like. The coding region runs from base 48 to 419 and encodes 123 amino acids. Lineage: Eukaryota; Viridiplantae; Streptophyta; Magnoliopsida; Poales; Poaceae. The record is from RefSeq and is a predicted model, not a curated record. The transcript has a single exon.